AGCACAUUUGCAUAAUACCUACUGUUUCCUGUUGGUUACUGAGCCACCAACCAAGGCUGUUAAGAACGCAAAAAUGGAAAGCUGUAAAGUGGCAGCCCCUCGCCAAAGGCAGCGUAACUUCCCUGAUGUGCUUAGGGAGCUUAGCAUCCCGGCAAUGGACUUCUUCGUCCAACAGCUUGGGAAACUCUCCAUCCGAGCCAUGCGGGAAACGUGUCGGCAAUUCCGCGACGCUAUUGACAGCAGCGUAAGGCAAAUCACUAUUCGGGUUAACUGGGAGUACGAAGCUUCCUGGACGGCGGGUCGCCUGCCUUCUGUGGCUCGCUGGCCUCGAUGCAACACGGUCUGCAUGGUGUCGCAACUAAAUCAGCCAAACGUGUUGGAUUCUGCCGGUUCAUUCACGCUCCCGUUUACCAAGAUGUCGCUCAACGCCAGACGACAGAUUACUUCUUUGACAUUGUCCGGCUAUGACCGCAUGCCUGGCGCCGAAACAGUGGUAGCACUGCUGGCGAGUCGUCUACCAGGGCUACGGGAGUUGGACCUAGAAGACUUGUACGGAGUAUCCGACGAGCGGCUACACCUACGCACCAUGUACUGCAGCCUCGCAUGCCUGCCGCACCUCGAGCGACUCGCUCUGCCAUCCGGCGCUGCGCUAGCAUGCCUGGACGCUCUGUCUGGCAGCCCCUUAAAGUACCUCCACGUAUGCAGUCACCGCAGCCGUGGGUUGCCUCAAAAACAAAAGGUCGAUGCCAGCGAGCUGCGUGGCCUUUUGCUGCUUCGUGAGCUGCGCGAACUCACGCUGUCCGACUGCCAUCUCCAAGACAACGGCAAUGCGGCCAACUGCUCACCGCCUCAGUUGCUGUUGCGCAGCCUGCCGGCCUCCCUGGAGAGCCUGCGGCUUAAGCGAUGCGGUAUCCCUCGCCGCGAAAAUGGCAAGAUCGACCUCUUGGUGCACCUCAAGGCCCGCCGCAUAGUGUCUGUGGACCUCGCACCCACAAGCGGGGUAGGAUACGAUGCUGUCUCACUGGAACAGUUGGCAGUCGAAAUGAGCCAGGGGCUGUUGGCCGGCUUGCUGGCGGGCCCGCAGCAGCCCCUGCCGAUGCAGGUCCUGCGCAUCGGCCAGCUGCAACUCAGCGGCAGCCGCGUCAGGGUGUUAGACGAGGCGAGGCUGGGGGACCUCAAGCGGGCGCUGCAGCGGUGCUUCACGCGGGUUGAGGUGGGGGCCGUGUGGGUGGACAGCAAAACUCCCGCGGCCGCAGUGCUGCAGGGGCUGGAGGUGUUGGGCGCGCCGGAGCACCUGGAUGUGGGGCUGCCUCAGCACUCUGGGUUCCUCAGCGACCGCAUCCGGGUAGCGGUGGCGGCGCCCCUGGGCGGGCAGCCGCUGCUGGCGGGUGCUGCUGCCCAGCACCCGCCAGCCAAGGCCUCGCUGCCUUCCGCUGAUGAGGUGGUGCGAGCAGCAGUGGAGCGGUUGGCCGCCGCAGGAACCCUGGUCACAGCGGUGGGUGAAGGUGCCUCGGAUUGCGCAGUGGGCGGUGCCGGGGCCCGGCCAGCGGGCCACGUGCGGUUGGUGGACGGGAAGCUAGCGCUGCUGCUGCGCGGCUCCCUCAUGGCCCUGGUGACGCAAGAUCUCAACGUGUUCAUUGGCUGGGUGCAGCUGCUGCAAAAGCAUGUGAGUGGAGCUACAGGUAGCCACGACCAUUACAUCGGGACGCAAUUCCAAGGGCUGCCGGGCGCCGCCGCCGCCAUCCUGGCGUGCGGGCACGAGGUGGUGACGGAGGUGGCACAGGCGGCGGGUACGUUGGCGAGCGCGGCGGAGGGGGCGCUGUCGCUGCAGGUGGUGAUGCUGCGGCCGCCGGGGAACAUGACGGGAAUGUCCCCGUCUGGCUUGCCCGCGGAGCUCUUCACCCAAGCCUUACAAGAGGUGGUGCAGGAGGCCUGGAACGCAGCAGCGGAGGCUGACGAGGGCAUCAGCGUGGGGCGGCGGAGGCUGGAGUGGCUGCUGGAGAUCAGUGGAAAGGUCGAUUUGGGGUCGUGGUGCUUAUUAUAGGCGCGGGCUGCACCAGCGAUGUAGGCUGGCAGCAGCUGCCGUACUGAUCCUGUGGGUACUAGCUGCUGGUAUGGGAGUUUGGUGCACUGCUGCUGAUGGACGGUCUAGGCGGGGUGUCGGGGGUAGCGGCCUGGGAAGGAAUCCGAUCACAGUGUUUGAGGAGUGGCGAUCAAAUCGGGCGGGCCUUCACAGCGAUGUCGUUCAUGUGGGUCUUAAGCAUGCCCGCUAGAAUUGCAUGGUAACUAACUUCCUGUUACGUGUUACGGCACUGCUGCUACAUGCGUGGGAUUAGGUGCGUGCUGUGGGAUUAGGUGGGACUAGGUGUGUGUCGCU
Astrephomene gubernaculifera is the source of this 2377-nucleotide messenger RNA. The record is from the annotation of a GenBank genome assembly. Lineage: Eukaryota; Viridiplantae; Chlorophyta; Chlorophyceae; Chlamydomonadales; Astrephomenaceae.